This is a messenger RNA of Diabrotica balteata, 1869 nucleotides long. NCBI's taxonomy places the organism in Eukaryota, Metazoa, Arthropoda, Insecta, Coleoptera, Chrysomelidae. The record is from the annotation of a GenBank genome assembly.
AUGAGACAUCUUGGAAAGCACCUCAACAUGGACUCGCACGACUUCCAAGAAAACUCAGAGGGAACAAAUAACUUGGACGAACUUCCAGAUAUCAAAAUAGAGUUCCCCAAGUUUAUACUAGACGACAAUCUCAUUAAAACUGACUUCUUAAGUGACGAAGACUGUUCAAACGAAGGUCAUCUAACGUUCGACCUUCAUCAUGACAGCGACAGCUCAGAAGAGUUAGACUCUUUGACCAAAAGUGUGAGGAAGAAUCGAAGAAAAGCAGCUGCUCCCCAGAGGGCCGUCCAGAUUGAAAUUAGUCAGUCGGGGUCUAUGGAAAAUAGUUCGGAAUCGUCGCAAGAUAAUACUGAUACUUUGACCUUUACUAAUAUUCAGAAUUUGAGUUUGAAACUGAAGGUUGAAUCUUUGCUGGAUUUUGGGGAGGCAGACGAAUUGUGUGAAGAUCUAUUGCAGAAUAUUAACGAGGAUGAUAUUUUUAAAGAUCUACAGGAUGAGGCAGACGGAGAAGCAAUUGAUGAUGAGAUGAUCGUGAACGUCAAAGAAGAGUGGAGAGCACACUGGGGUGUCAAAUGCAAUAUGUGCGAACAGGUCUUCCCGUUCAAAACAGAGUUCGAUAAACAUUAUAUUACUAAUUAUAAUCUAAUUCCGGUGUAUACGUGUACAUUUUGCAACAAAUCUGCCGAGAAAUACUCUACGUUUCGCUCACAUUGUUAUAGACACAUAACUGAAGGUCGCUAUAAAUGCCAAUACUGCCCAAAAGGAUUUAGCCUGCAAAGUAUGUUACAUGUGCACAUUUUAGCAAAGCAUACCAAAGUCAAGCCACAUAAUUGCGAAGAAUGCGGUAAGACAUUUGUUACUAAACCAGGGUUAAAGAUACACCUCAAGAAACACAAGACUGAAACAAAGGAGGAUUAUCCGUGUGUAGAAUGUGGGAAAGUAUUACACACCAGAGGAGGUUUAACAUCGCAUAUGAACGUCCACAGACUCGGGAGACGAUUUAUGUGUGAUGUCUGCGGAAAAACUUUUACACAAAAAGUCAAUAUGCAGCAACACGUGAAGCAACACACAGGGGAUAAACCUCACUGUUGUAAUAAAUGCGGGAAAACGUUUGCUGAAAAAUCUCAUUUAGUUCGCCACUACAGCUUCCACAGUGAGGUCAGACCGUUCAAGUGUGAAGUUUGCCAAAAAAUGUAUAAGACUGAGAGGUGUUUGAAGGUGCACAGCCUAGUCCAUGCGGCAGCUAGACCCUUUGUAUGUGGAUAUUGCAACAAAGGAUUUUUGAGUAGCACAAAAUUAAAGCAACAUUAUAACAUACACACCGGAGAACGCCCGUAUAAAUGCAAGUACUGCGAACGCACUUUUACCAAUUAUCCCAAUUGGUUAAAACAUACGAGAAGGAGACAUAAAGUUGACCACAAGACUGGAGCGGAAUUGCAGCCUAAGGAAGAACCGCCGUCGACCCCUUCGACGCCUAUGGCACUGCCUGCAACGCCUACUAUGUCAGUGUCGCCUCCUAUUGUAAAUCCUUCAGCAACCAACAUCUUGUCUUCUACCAGUCCACAGAUUAUAUCCAUUGGCAAUACACCUCUGGAUACAUCUGCUGAUAUCGUUCCUGUGCUGUCAGAUGUUAAUUUCACAAAAGUAGAGGAAUUGCUGUUGCAGAAUGGCCUAUUCAACUUUCCGCUAAUAGAUGAUAAGAUUUUCUUUAGUCAACAAAUGGACUUUCUUGCUGGAAAUUCGAGCAAUUCUGUGGGUCUCCUAGUUCCAUACUUCCAAACGCAGUUGCCAAGCCACCAGACAAUACUACAACACACAGCUCAGACGAUCUUGCCCGUCCAGUUGAAUGAUCCAAGUAUUUUUCAGUAG